UCCCGCAGCUCGCGAAGGACCUCCUGCACCCGUCCCCGGAGGAGGAGAAGAGGAAGCACAAGAAGAAGCGCCUGGUGCAGAGCCCCAACUCCUACUUCAUGGACGUGAAGUGUCCGGGGUGCUACAAAAUCACCACCGUGUUCAGCCACGCGCAGACGGUGGUGCUGUGUGUGGGCUGCUCCACCGUCCUGUGCCAACCGACGGGAGGAAAAGCAAGGCUCACAGAAGGAUGCUCCUUCCGACGGAAGCAGCACUAAAAGCACCCUGCGUCAACAUGAGUGGGGAACUAACCCAAUAAACAGAUUUUGGAUACGUUC
Molecule: messenger RNA, 317 nt
Organism: Suricata suricatta (meerkat)
Lineage: Eukaryota; Metazoa; Chordata; Mammalia; Carnivora; Herpestidae
Gene: RPS27
Product: ribosomal protein S27
Exons: 3
Coding region: 99-257 (52 amino acids)
Biological process (GO): translation; ribosomal small subunit assembly
Cellular component (GO): cytosolic small ribosomal subunit; ribosome
Molecular function (GO): RNA binding; structural constituent of ribosome
Source: RefSeq, a predicted model, not a curated record